CCUUGGGAGCAGCCGGCGGCUGCAAAGCGGGGAAAGGGGAGGGUCCAGAGCGCUCGACGGGCGCGCUGAACCGGGCACGGAGCAGGGCUGGCGUCGGUCACAACAGAGCCGAGCCUCCCGCCGCCCGCGCUGCUGCGGCAUGUCUGAGGCUGGUGCGGCCGGGCUUGGAGCUACCGCUGCAGCUGCAGCGGCAGCAGGAACAAGCCUCGGGGGCAACGGCGGCGGGGCCGGAGCACUGCAGCAGGGUUCCCCGGCCGCUGGAGGGUUGCCUGCUUGUGGUCCCGCCCGAGCUGUUAUCGCUGCUGCGGCAGCUGCUACUGCUGAGAGCCCUGCAGGAGGAGGCAGUGGAGGUGGUAGUAGCAGCAGCGGCGGGGGGCUCGGCUCGGCUCGUAUCGCGGGGAAGAAGGCACAGCUUCGCUCUGCACCCCGCGCCAAGAAGCUAGAGAAGCUGGGAGUUUACUCUGCCUGCAAGGCAGAGGAUUCUUGUAAAUGUAAUGGCUGGAAAAACCCUAACCCACCUCCUACUCCACCCAGGGUAGACUUGCAGCAGUCUGUUGUAAGCCUUAGUGAACCGUGUCGUAGUUGUAAUCAUGCACUAGCUGCUCAUGUUUCCCAUUUGGAGAAUGUCUCAGAAGAAGAAAUGAACAGGCUGUUGGGAAUUGUGUUGGAUGUUGAGUAUCUCUUCACCUGUGUUCACAAAGAAGAAGAUGCAGAUACCAAGCAGGUUUAUUUCUACUUAUUCAAGCUUUUGAGGAAGUGUAUAUUACAUAUGGGAAAACCUGUUGUGGAAGGAUCUCUGGAAAGUCCCCCAUUUGAGAAACCUAGUAUUGAACAGGGAGUUAAUAAUUUUGUACAAUACAAAUUUAGUCAUCUCCCAUCAAAAGAGAGACAAACCAUAGUAGAAUUGGCUAAAAUGUUUCUCAAUCGCAUCAAUUACUGGCACUUGGAAACACCUUCCCAGUGGCGACUGAGGUCCCCUAAUGACGACAUUGCUGGCUAUAAAAUAAACUACACAAGGUGGCUGUGUUACUGCAAUGUCCCCCAGUUUUGUGACAGUCUACCUCAAUAUGAAACCACACAAAUUUUUGGGAGAACAUUGCUGCGCUCUGUUUUUACCGUUAUGAGACGGCAACUUCUUGAACAUGCAAGACAGGAAAAGGACAAACUUCCUCUUGAGAAACGAACACUAAUCCUAACACAUUUUCCCAAGUUCCUGUCCAUGUUGGAGGAAGAGGUAUACAGUCAAAAUUCUCCUAUCUGGGAUCCAGAUUUCAUAACUUCCACUUCUCGAAGCAGCCAACUAGGCAUCCAAACAGUUAUUAACCAUCCGCCUAUGGUGAGAUCUGUUUCAUAUAGUUCAAGUCCCUCAUCUUUGGAACAACCCAGUGGAGGAACCAUGAGUCCUGCUUCCAAAUCUGCUUCUGGCCAGGACCAAAACCUAGGAGAAAAAAGAAAAAACAAUGAAGGUUUUUCUGCGGAGAAUGCUAAGAAGCCACGGGUUAUAGGAGAUAUUCCUGUUGAAUUGAUCAAUGAAGUGAUGUCAACUAUUACAGAUCCAACAGCAGUGCUUGGUCCAGAGCAGACUAAUUUUCUGUCCGCACACUCAGCCCGGGAUGAAGCUGCAAGAUUGGAAGAGCGUAGGGGAGUGAUUGAAUUUCAUGUGGUUGGAAAUUCCUUAAAUCAAAAACCAAAUAAAAAAAUUAUGAUGUGGCUGGUUGGCUUACAAAAUGUAUUCUCACAUCAGCUACCCAGAAUGCCAAAAGAGUAUAUUACUCGUCUAGUCUUUGAUCCGAAACACAAGACCCUUGCAUUAAUAAAGGAUGGUCGUGUGAUUGGUGGUAUCUGUUUCCGGAUGUUCCUAUCUCAAGGAUUUACGGAAAUAGUUUUCUGUGCUGUGACUUCUAAUGAACAAGUCAAGGGUUAUGGAACACACUUAAUGAAUCAUCUUAAAGAAUAUCACAUUAAGCAUAAUAUUCUCAAUUUCCUUACAUAUGCUGAUGAAUAUGCAAUUGGCUACUUCAAGAAACAAGGCUUUUCAAAAGAUAUUAAAGUACCAAAAGCAAAAUAUGUAGGCUUUAUCAAGGACUAUGAAGGAGCAACUUUAAUGGGAUGUGAAUUGAAUCCAAGAAUCCCAUACACUGAAUUCUCAGUCAUCAUUAAGAAACAAAAAGAGAUCAUUAAAAAAUUAAUUGAAAGGAAGCAAGCACAGAUUCAGAAAGUUUAUCCUGGCCUUUCUUGUUUCAAAGAUGGAGUACGACAGAUUCCAAUAGAAAGUAUUCCUGGAAUUAGAGAGACUGGCUGGAAACCAAGUAAUAAAGAGAAGAGUAAAGAAACCAAAGAUCUGGAUCAACUUUACAGCACACUAAAAAACAUUCUACAGCAGGUCAAGAGCCACCAAAGUGCUUGGCCUUUCAUGGAACCAGUGAAGAGAACAGAGGCUCCUGGAUAUUAUGAAGUUAUAAGGUUUCCUAUGGAUCUGAAAACUAUGAGUGAACGACUGAAGAACAGAUACUACGUAUCUAAGAAAUUAUUCAUGGCAGAUAUGCAGCGAGUGUUUACUAACUGCAGAGAGUACAACCCCCCCGAAAGUGAAUAUUAUAAAUGUGCCAAUAUACUGGAGAAAUUCUUCUACACAAAAAUUAAAGAAGCUGGAUUAAUCGACAAAUAGUUUUCUUCUCAUACAAUUAAGAUGCCUAAUGUAACAGCAAAAUAUGCAGUUCUUUCACUAGAUUUGAAACUUGUUUGUAAAAUAAAACUUUCUUAACUAGCACUUUUAAACAUGUACUAUAGAAGAGUUUAUUUUAUUAAAGUAUUUUUAAAUGUACACUUGCAUGACCUUUUGCGGUGUAUUCAAUUUUUAUUAGAUGUAUUGCACAAACUGUUUGGACAUUUGGAAAGGGUAAAUUUCCAAGCAGUGAAUGUUUAAGCUUAAUGUAUCAGAUUGAAAAAUGGAUUAUUUUUACAGCAAAGAUGUUAAUGAAGGGGGAAAUGAAUUAUAUAUUAUGAAUUAUAUAUAUAAUAUAUAAUGCUAAUACAUAUACAAUGAAUAUUUUAUUUUCACACACACAAACACAAAUAUAUACACAUACAUACACAUCCCGAGAUAAAACAUUCACUAAGAGAAGGUGCUUAAGCUAUAAGAAAGGAAUUCCAUUAGGUGGAAGCUUAAUUUCUUCUGUGAAUUUGUUUCUCAGAAUGAAGGCAAAUACACAGGUCCCAGGAUGUCGCAGGAUCCAAUCUGAGGCAGUCACUGGGACCAGAGGUUUAGUGUUAGACUUGUACUGGACCCAUUUUCAGGGCUGAUGAUGGUCUCUAGUACAAGUCUGAAAGCUCGGAAGACUGGCCCAGAUUGGAGCUUGGUUCCUAAUAUUUGCAUUUCAAGGAAAGUGUAGCAUCAUUUUCACUUAGGUCAUGUUCUGAAAAGAACAUCAGACUUUGUGUUAAGCUCCUAACUGUUGCUUAGUCUUUUAGUAGAUUUAGAAAAGUACUAUUUCUACUAUUGAACCCAAUCUAGCAAUAGCUUUGUCUUUAUAAAUUUGUAUGGAUCUUUAUGCAUGAAAGCCAUUUUGCAAAAAUACAAUAGGUGCUGUAAUGAGUGGGUGGAAUGGACAAUAAUUUGAAUUUUCAUAUAGACAUUAGCCCCAAGUAUAUAAUUUAUGUUGAUAAAUGCGUAAUAACUAAAGCAUACAUCCCUAAACUAAACAAUGGGAUCAGUAAUACCUGAUUGAUAAACCAUAUUUAAAUCUCCCACUUAACUAUAACAGAGGCUGAUAUGUAUAGUUUUUCCAUAGCUAUCUGCAUUGUAAAGUAAUGGGAAACAUACUGAAAUCUGAAGGCACGACUAACUAGAUUUUAAGUGGUUAGCUCAGAAUUUGACUGCAUCCAGCCCAAUGCCACAUAGUGUACCACUUGCUUUGCGUCUUGCCAUAAAUAAAAUAAUUUUAUAAAAUCAACUUUGAGUAGAUUUUUAUCAACUUCUACUUGGACUAAUCAGUUUUUUAAAAUUAGGAACUUGAAUUUUAUUAAUUCCAUAUAUAUUUGAGCUACUUCUUACAUUAUACAUAAAAAAUAAACUUCAUUUGAUAUCAUUAGUUAUUAGGGAAGCCAUACUCAUUAACCACUCAGUUCUACAAUGUAUCUCAACACUGGAGGGGAAAGCAAGAUACCCCUAGUAUGUUUAUGUAUGUGUGUGUGUACACACACACACACACACACACAGUUAAUGCUGAAAUAUUUCACUAGUAAACUUGUAGAAAGUAAUAAAAGACAUUACAAAGGAGGUUUUUUGGCACAAUGCCUGUAGUAAUGUUUU
Messenger RNA from Ahaetulla prasina, 4312 nucleotides. RefSeq names its product lysine acetyltransferase 2B (gene KAT2B). Gene Ontology annotation, biological process: chromatin remodeling; positive regulation of transcription by RNA polymerase II. Gene Ontology annotation, molecular function: histone H3 acetyltransferase activity; protein binding. The record is from RefSeq and is a predicted model, not a curated record. The transcript has 18 exons. Bases 140 to 2668 code for a protein of 842 amino acids. Lineage: Eukaryota; Metazoa; Chordata; Lepidosauria; Squamata; Colubridae. Gene Ontology annotation, cellular component: histone acetyltransferase complex; nucleus.